This is a messenger RNA of Acanthochromis polyacanthus (spiny chromis), 6153 nucleotides long. It is a transcript of the gene pigo, whose product is annotated as phosphatidylinositol glycan anchor biosynthesis, class O. NCBI's taxonomy places the organism in Eukaryota, Metazoa, Chordata, Actinopteri, Pomacentridae. The transcript is spliced from 11 exons. Bases 1518 to 4778 code for a protein of 1086 amino acids. Gene Ontology annotation, biological process: GPI anchor biosynthetic process. Gene Ontology annotation, cellular component: endoplasmic reticulum membrane. Gene Ontology annotation, molecular function: mannose-ethanolamine phosphotransferase activity. The record is from RefSeq and is a predicted model, not a curated record.
GGAGUUUCCGUUUGUUUUCAAUUUAUGUAUCAUUUUUUAACAAAGCUUAAAUGUGUUAGUCUAGUUCGAUACUAUAAUAUAAAGUUAGUAUAACGCAAUAUGAAAAUUUAUUCCUGAGCUCCGCCUUCCUCUCAUAGACCCCCAUGUUAUUCCAAAAAGCGCCGGUCGCUGCCGACCAAUCAAGUUCCAGCUUCAGCUUUGUCAUGCUGUCAAUCAACGGUUACGCGCACAGCAAGCAAGCCCAUGCAGAGGUGGGCGAGCUACGCACUACGCAACCGCGCGCACAUUUGUUUUGCUUGUGGAGGAGAGAGCAUCAGGGAUCAGCAACUUCCAGAAAAGUUACCAAUCCCACGGCUUGUCAGGCCAAGAGACCGCAGGACGUUUUUUGGCUCGGGGUGCUCGCGUCGCUCCCCGACCACGGCCUCCAUAGCCCGCCUGACGGCUUCGUUUAGAUGCCCGACCUCUGGAGGAAGAUGUUGGGGCGUCUGGGACAUACUCUUGGUCAGAGGAGUCAUGCAAUUCUGAACUCUAGAUAGAAAUACAUAUACACGCGUAAAUGCACUAAGUUUGAUAAACAACGUCAUCCAGAGGGAUACACGAGUGUAAUCACAUAUUGAAACUUUACUCGUUCGUCCUAGCAGAUUCAUGUUAUUUUGGUAUUAGGACAAGUUAGACUCAAUACAGCAUUCUAACGUAAUUCCUUUAUUAUUUACUAAAUGUGCUAAAUGUAGAAGAGGGGAAAACAGCAAAACAGGCGAGAUGCUGCAGCACUCCGGGCACUUCUCUCAUGUACUGCGCGCGUGCACAAAUAAAGGGGCGAAAUCAGACGGAGGGACCAACAGUGUUUUGGGAGACGCUGCGAUUCAAACUCCGGACAGCAGCUUUAAGGUUUAGGGUGAACCCUAGAGACAGUAUCAUCUUUCCUUUUUGUGUGUUCAUACCGCCCUCAGCUUUGCCUGACAGGCGGAAAGAGCUGCUGCAUGUAUUUCACAUCAUGUUUAAGUUUUUAUAUCAUUACAUGCGUUACAAAUUCCCUGAUUUAGACACAGCUCGUAUUUAUUAGCUUGAAACGAGUUUUUUUGUGAGGGUUAGUAGCCCUAACAUGGACAGAAUAAUGGUAACUUCUCAUGCAAUCUUUUUUCAAAAGCUUUUAUUAUAAUUUUUACUAAUUUAUUUUUAAUUUACAGAUCAAAUUUGAGGUUUAUUCGAGACGUUUCAGAGAAAUACAUAUUCGGUUGAGCGUAAAUAGAGGCAGAUGCACCUGACAGUCAAUGUUCAGGACAAAGAAAACAAAUAUAUUGUUGGUGUUACCAUGAAAAGCGUCCGCCGCGCCUUUCCGCCGGGCUGCACGUUGCAGCAGUUCCUAUCUGUCCCCAUCUAAUCUGGUUUACCGGAGUCCCAAUGAAGGUGAGCGGGUCACCUGGUUCUCUGUUUACCUGAGACACCUGUACUGCUGUUGGUAGCGCACACAGCCCGCCCUCCGACCGACAGAGGACGACGGUCCGGCCGCUACAAGGAUGAAGGGUCUCCCCGUGCUGUCUCUGCUGCUCUGGAUGAGCUCCAUGUUCUUCGUGGGCCUCUACCUGUUUGUGGGCGGCUUCCUGCUGGUGAGGCUGGAGGUGAACCGGACCAGUGGCUGUGAGGACGUCCUCCAUCCCGGACAGGAUCUGGUGGACUUCUGCCGGGCCCAGCCUCGGUUCCGCCGGGCGGUGCUGCUCAUCAUCGACGCCCUGAAGAUCGACUUCGCCCGGUUCGACCCCAACAACACGAUGCCCCGCCCGUACCAGAAUAAGCUCCCCGUGCUGCAGGAGACGGCCUCCUCCAGGCCUCUCCAGAGCCGCCUGUACCCCUUCAGGGCUGACCCCCCAACCACCACCAUGCAGAGGAUCAAGGGCUUCACCACCGGGUCCCUGCCCACCUUCGUGGAUGUGGGGAAUAACUUUGCAUCCAGCGCCAUCCUGGAGGACAAUCUGAUCCACCAGCUGGGGAAAGAGGGUAAACGGGUGGUGUUUAUGGGCGAUGAUACCUGGGAGAACCUUUUUCCUAAGAAGUUCCACCGCUCUCUGCCCUUCCCUUCUUUCAAUGUGAAGGAUCUGCACACCGUGGAUAACGGGAUCCUGCAACACCUCUACAACACGAUAAUCGGUGAUGACUGGGAUGUCCUGGUGGCUCAUUUCCUGGGAGUGGAUCACUGUGGUCACAGGUUUGGACCCGACCACCCGGCCAUGGCUGACAAGCUCACCCAGAUGGAUGGAGUCAUCAGGUCAGUGAUGGACCGUCUGCAGAACGACACCCUCCUGGUGGUGAUGGGAGAUCACGGCAUGACGGACACUGGAGAUCACGGUGGAGAGAGUCAGAAAGAGACGGAUGCUGCUAUCUUCCUCUACAGUCCUUCCCCCAUCUUCCCUGGACCCCCGACACAGAAUGAACCAGACGUGGUUCCUCAGACCGACCUGGUUCCCACCCUGGCUCUGCUGCUGGGGGUUCCCAUCCCCUACAGCAGUGUGGGCCAGGUUCUUCUGCCGUUGUUUCCUCCUCAUGGUCAGACAGGAGGUGCAGUUCGAGGUCUCAGCCAGCUGGAGGCGCUGUGGAUCAACGCUAAACAGGUCAACCGUUUCCUGGAGACCUACUCUGGCAUGGCCAAAGACAUCCCACCAGAGAGCCUCCUCCAGCUGAAGGACCAGUUUUCCCGCCUCUCCUCUGAGUACCUCAGCUCGGUUGGAGAAGGUCGGUCCCCCUCCCAGCAGCUGGCCUCCUCUCUGCAGGCCUACCUGACCUCCGUCAGAGACACCUGCAGAUCCACCUGGGCCCGGUUCAACCCUCUGAAGAUGGCAGCAGGACUGUCCAUCCUGGCAUUGGCCUGCCUGAUGUGUUUCCUGCUGUCUGAGCUGUCAGUGGUUCUGGUCAGGGAGGUCGGUGGUGGGCUGAAGGUCCCGGUUGUGGCGGCGUUAGCAGCAGGAGUUGGAGUGGCUGCUGCUCAGCUGCUGUCUCAGGGCUUCAUGGAGCUGACCUGGUGUCUGGCAGCCGGGGCCUUCAGCUCUGAGCUUCUCUUCUUCUGGAGGGCUCGUCGACUCGGCAGCUCCCCUGUGUCCAAGAACGGGACUAAAGGUGUGAAGAGCGGCGGCUGGCUGACCCCCCGGCGCCUCCUCAUCCCUCCUCUCCUGGUGCCUUUGCUCCGCUGUGCCUCCCUGCUCUCUGACAGCUACGUGAUCGCUGAAGGUCGGGUGGUGACCUUCCUGCUCUUCUCUCUGGCCCUCUACAUUCCCGUCCAUCUCAACUGGGAUGGCCUUCUUCUGCCUCCCAGCCAUGACCCUCUGAAGUCUGCAGGACUGCUGCCUUCUCCGGCUUUGUCUCCGUCCACUGUGAGGAAGGAAAGCAGCGUCCUCCUGAGCUGCCUGGGCCUCCUGGUGGGCAGCCUCUACCUGUCCCUGUCCUUUCACGGCUGUCGAGAAGAGCAGGGCUCCUGCCAUCCGUCAUCCUUCCUGUCUCCUCUGUCCCGCUUCCAGGACAGCCAGCUGAAGAACAUCCACUACAUCCUCUCUGUGCUCUCUCUGGGCCUGUGGACGUAUCUGCUGAGACGCUGUCUCUGCCACUACGGUAAUCUGAACUCCUCCAGUGGGACGGUGUUCACGGCUCGCUGGGUGCUGCCCCUGCUGUCGGUGAGCCUGGGGCUGCACUGGGCCGUUAGUGCCACUCCAGAGGACAGCUUCAGGAAUCUGGGUGAGCUGAUCCGCCUGGCUCAGCUGGCCCUCCCCAGGGCCGCCUUCUGCCUGCUGGGCCUGGGGCUGGCCCUGAUCUGGCUGGACCCUCUCACUGUAUUUGUGAAGACCAGGGCAGCAGCUUCAUCCAGGAGCUCUUCUCUGCCCCCGCCCCGCUACCGGGCCAGCACCGGCAUCAGCCCCCAGGCCGAGCUGCACCACCUCAUCCCCCAGAUCUACCAGCGCAUGCGUCGAUCUCUGGAGGACGGAGAGCUGAGCGGGGGCGGCGAGGCGGGCGGCAGACCCACGGUGGAGGCCUACGGGCUGGGAAGCGUGUACUCCGCCCCGGUGCUGCUGUUCUGGGGUCUGCUGGGCGUCGGGCUGCUGCUGCUGCAUCCAGAGGGCAUGGCGGUGGCCUUCCUCCUGCUGCUGCUGGAGAUGGGAGCUCUGCUGCACAUCCACGCCUCCUCCACCACCCUGAGGGGUCUGCAUGGAGCCUAUUCUGAUGGUUUCUGUGUUCCCUGGACUCCAGUCGUCCUCUGGUCUCUGGCUGCCACACAGUUCUUCCACGCCACCGGCCACCUGCCCACCUUCCCCUCCAUCCAGUGGGGCGCUGCCUUCGUGGGAUUCCCUGAUGGACACACAGGAACCGUCCUGCCGGCCUCCCUGGUCACCCUCAACACCUUCGCCUCACAGAUCCUGUUUGCAGUGGGCUGCCCGCUGCUGCUGUUCUGGCCUCUGCUGUGUGAAGUCCGAGGAGGACGAGGAGAGGAAGGAGAAGACGCUGUGAUGGAGAUGAGGCUGAGAGAAAACCCUCAACAGUUCAGCUCCGCUCUUCUCCAGCUCUCAACACGCUACCUCUUUAUUCACGGAGCACAGGUCUUUGCUUCCGUCUGUGCUGCUGCUAUCCUCAGGAGACACCUAAUGGUGUGGAAGGUUUUCGCACCCAAGUUAAUGUUUGAGGCCUCGGGGUUCCUGGUGAGCUGCGUUUUCCUGCUGAUCGGGGUCUCCUUGGUGCUGAGAGUGGACCUGGCCGUGGGCCGCUGGUUUCAGAGACUCAUCCCAGAAUCCUCCAGGUAGCGACGGCUGCUUUUCCAUCCCAGUCCAGCAGAGCUCACUGUGCCACAGAGGAAGCAGACAUGGUGGGAACUGGAACACAAAGAAAGUGGUGAUGUGGAUCCCACCAACAUGCGAGGCUGCCUCUGACCCUGAGGGCCACGCUGGGACUUCAGGACGUCUGAACGUACGGAGUUCUGCUAAUGUUUUUAAUUAAAACCCUCAUAGAUCACUGGGAUUAGAGAGAAAACAGCUGAUUCUGAAUGUUUUCUACACUGAUGGAUGAAGCAGUCAGGCUAGCAGGAGAUUCAUAGAGUCUAUAAGCUUCAUUAAACACACAGUUUACAGUCUGCUGGCCUGUUCCAGCGGGAUAAAACCUCAGCAUUUAAAUAAAUCUGGCCUUUAAUGUUUUCUACCAGAGGCUGUGGGACGUUGAUCAUGUCUUCUUUCUAAUGCAGGACUUUAAAACUCGGAGUUUAUCUGGCAACUGAAUCGACUGUAAUGUGAUGGAAGCAGCUGUGAAAUACAGAAAUCUGACCUUUAACUUUCCACGUUAAUGAAAAAAUGAACGUUUGGUGUCUUAUUGUUGUUCUGGAUCUGUCGAUCUGGAUCUGUCGAUCUGGAUCAGUUGAUCUGGAUCAGUUGAUCUGGAUCAGUUGAUCUGGAUCAGUUGAUCUGGAUCUGUUGAUCUGGAUCUGUUGUUCUGGAUCUGUCGAUCUGGAUCAGUUGAUCUGGAUCAGUUGAUCUGGAUCAGUUGAUCUGGAUCUGUUGAUCUGGAUCAGUUGAUCUGGAUCUGUUGAUCUGGAUCUGUUGAUCUGAAGCGUUGGGAGCUUCCUGAUGAUCAUCUUCAGCAGGUCAUCUUCAUCUACUGAAUCCAUCGGAGUGCUUUAGAGCGUCUUCGUGUGUCUGCUGAAGGAACUGUUGGUUUUUUGUAUGUUUUUUUUUUUAUGUGCUGAAAUUACCUCUAAGUCUGGUUACUGCCAAUUCAUAACACUGUGUCAUUAUUAAUGUUCUUUUAUUUUCUAACGCAUGUUUCUAAUUAGCAUUAAAUCACCAAUGUUUUCUAAUUAGACUUCUACACCCAGAACAGGUGCCUAGCUUUAACCAAUGCCUUUUUCUGUCAUUAAGUUAACGGGAUCAUUAAAUCCUCCAUAAACGAUUUAUUUAAGAUCAGUUGUUCUGCAGCUGAAGCUAACCAGCUAAUGCCUGAUAUUGAAGUGACGCUAAAACGCUACGGCAGUGAAUGUUUGGGCCGUAAAGAGCGACGGCUGCUGCUCCGUCAGCCCGACUGAAUGAGGACGUUUGUUUUUCUGUUUUCAAAGUGUUUAAUAUAUGGGUAACUGGUUCAUUAAAAUGGUUUUACAUUCUGUGACAAAUAGAAUAAAACUUUUCUACUCGA